Molecule: messenger RNA, 2734 nt
Organism: Glycine soja
Lineage: Eukaryota; Viridiplantae; Streptophyta; Magnoliopsida; Fabales; Fabaceae
Product: beta-galactosidase 13-like
Exons: 5
Coding region: 54-2588 (844 amino acids)
Biological process (GO): carbohydrate metabolic process
Cellular component (GO): vacuole; cell wall
Molecular function (GO): beta-galactosidase activity; carbohydrate binding
Source: RefSeq, a predicted model, not a curated record
CUCCCUCUACCUGAGAAGGAGGAUCCCUGUGCUAGCUCGAUCAAAGAUCAAAGAUGGAGGAGCGGACUCGCAGCAUUCUGAUUUUGAUGACCUUGCUUUCCAUCUCCAUUGCUGGCGGCAAUGCAGGUGGCUUGCAGCAUCAUAAGGGUAGGCAUGGUAAGCAUGGUCGUCAUAUGUCUGCUCGUAAUGUGACUUACGACGGUAAGUCACUGUUCAUUAACGGAAGGCGCGAGAUCCUUUUUUCCGGCUCCGUCCAUUACACACGAAGCACCCCAGAUAUGUGGCCUGACAUUCUUGACAAAGCAAGGCGCGGAGGCUUGAACGUCAUUCAAACUUACGUUUUCUGGAACGCUCACGAGCCAGAGCCCGGCAAGUUCAACUUCCAAGGCAAUUAUGAUCUUGUCAAGUUCAUUAGGCUCGUUCAAGCCAAAGGCAUGUUUGUCACUCUCAGGGUUGGUCCCUUCAUCCAAGCCGAGUGGAACCACGGAGGUCUUCCUUAUUGGCUUAGAGAGGUCCCUGGCAUCAUAUUCCGCUCUGACAAUGAGCCCUACAAGUUUCACAUGAAAGCCUUCGUGUCUAAGAUUAUACAGAUGAUGAAGGAUGAGAAGCUCUUUGCUCCCCAAGGAGGUCCCAUCAUCUUGGCUCAAAUUGAGAACGAGUACAAUCAUAUCCAACUUGCAUACGAAGAGAAGGGAGACAGUUACGUCCAAUGGGCUGCCAAUAUGGCCGUGGCCACCGAUAUUGGUGUUCCAUGGCUCAUGUGCAAGCAGAGGGAUGCCCCUGAUCCCGUCAUCAACGCAUGCAAUGGUAGACACUGUGGUGAUACCUUCGCAGGGCCAAACAAACCAUACAAACCAGCCAUAUGGACCGAGAAUUGGACUGCUCAGUACAGAGUACAUGGAGAUCCACCAUCCCAGAGAUCCGCAGAAGACAUCGCAUUCUCAGUUGCCCGUUUCUUCUCCAAGAAUGGAAAUUUGGUCAACUACUAUAUGUACCAUGGUGGAACAAACUUUGGCAGAACAAGCUCUGUGUUUAGCACAACCCGUUAUUACGAUGAGGCACCUCUUGAUGAAUACGGUCUGCCCAGAGAACCGAAAUGGAGUCACCUGAGGGACGUGCACAAAGCUUUGCUCCUUUGCAGGAGGGCUAUCCUUGGUGGCGUUCCCAGUGUCCAAAAGUUGAACCAUUUUCACGAGGUUAGAACCUUUGAGAGGGUUGGAACCAACAUGUGUGCUGCUUUCAUCACUAACAACCACACCAUGGAGCCAGCCACCAUUAACUUCAGAGGCACAAACUACUUUUUGCCUCCACAUUCCAUCAGCAUCCUCCCCGAUUGCAAGACCGUGGUCUUCAACACCCAACAGAUUGUUUCACAGCACAAUUCAAGGAACUACGAGAGGUCACCCGCAGCCAACAAUUUCCACUGGGAGAUGUUCAAUGAGGCCAUUCCAACGGCCAAGAAAAUGCCAAUCAACCUCCCAGUUCCCGCAGAGCUUUACAGCUUGCUUAAGGACACCACCGACUAUGCUUGGUACACCACCAGCUUCGAGUUGAGUCAAGAAGACAUGUCAAUGAAGCCCGGGGUACUUCCAGUACUUCGUGUUAUGAGUCUCGGACAUUCAAUGGUUGCAUUCGUAAACGGAGACAUCGUUGGAACUGCUCAUGGUACCCAUGAAGAAAAAUCUUUUGAGUUCCAGACACCUGUAUUGCUCAGGGUUGGAACCAACUAUAUUUCCUUGUUGUCUAGCACUGUUGGACUACCCGACAGCGGAGCUUACAUGGAACAUAGGUACGCAGGACCCAAGUCCAUAAACAUCCUUGGUCUCAACAGGGGGACACUAGAUCUUACUCGCAAUGGGUGGGGUCAUCGGGUUGGUCUGAAAGGUGAGGGCAAGAAAGUUUUCAGCGAGGAAGGAUCAACAAGUGUAAAGUGGAAACCACUUGGUGCAGUUCCGAGGGCUCUGAGCUGGUACAGGACAAGAUUUGGCACCCCAGAGGGAACAGGCCCUGUUGCCAUAAGGAUGAGUGGUAUGGCGAAGGGAAUGGUGUGGGUCAACGGUAACAACAUUGGUCGCUACUGGAUGAGUUACCUCUCUCCACUUGGAAAGCCUACUCAAUCAGAGUACCACAUCCCAAGAUCUUUCCUGAACCCACAAGACAAUUUGCUUGUGAUUUUUGAAGAGGAGGCCAGAGUUCCAGCACAGGUUGAGAUCCUAAAUGUGAACAGAGACACAAUCUGCAGCGUAGUUGGAGAGAGGGACCCUGCGAACGUGAAUUCAUGGGUGUCUAGGAGGGGCAAUUUCCAUCCUGUAGUGAAAUCAGUUGGAGCAGCAGCUUCGAUGGCGUGUGCAACUGGGAAAAGGAUAGUGGCAGUGGAGUUCGCAAGCUUUGGAAACCCCAGUGGUUAUUGCGGAGACUUUGCAAUGGGAAGCUGCAAUGCUGCUGCCAGCAAGCAAAUCGUGGAGCGAGAAUGCUUAGGGCAAGAAGCUUGCACGCUUGCAUUGGACCGUGCGGUGUUCAACAACAAUGGCGUGGAUGCUUGCCCAGAUUUGGUGAAGCAACUUGCAGUCCAAGUGAGGUGUGCUUAGGUCUUGUUUCGUGGUUUAACUUGGCCAAGUAGAAGAGUCCAGGAGCUCAACAUGUCAUUGGAUUUUUGUACCAUCAUACUUCAAUUCAAUGCCUACAUCCUUUUAAAUCAAUAUAUCAAAAUUACAGCGUUUAUUUAAAACAUUAC